This is a messenger RNA of Trichomonas vaginalis G3, 636 nucleotides long. Its product is annotated as Poxvirus D5 protein-like family. NCBI's taxonomy places the organism in Eukaryota, Parabasalia, Trichomonadida, Trichomonadidae. The coding region runs from base 1 to 636 and encodes 211 amino acids. The record is from RefSeq and is a predicted model, not a curated record. The transcript has a single exon.
AUGACAAACUUAGAAAACAUCUGCGGUAAAUUUAACUCUUCAAUAGAGAAUAUGAAACUUAUAGUAUGUAACGAACUUCAAAGUAUAGAUACAACAAAAGUUUUGAACUCAGAUGCUUUGAAGAGUCUUAUAACAGACAAAGUUGGAGUUGUUGAAAGAAAAUAUAAAGACCAAAGAGUUUGUGAAAAUGUUGCAAACUUCGUUAUGGUUUCAAACAAUGCUGUUCCGAUGAAGUUAGAAAGUUCUGACAGAAGAUAUGUAGUUGUCAGAACGUCAGAUUCUCAUAUGCAAGAUACAGAAUAUUUUGACGCUUUGUCAGAAACUUUGACAUCUGACUUUUACAACCACUUGUUCUCAUAUUUCAUGACAUUAGAUAUUUCUAAGUUCAAUCCAAGACAAAUUCCACAUACCGAAGAGAGACAAACAUUGUUAGAAGCAAACAAGAGUGUAUAUGAACUGUUCAUAGAUGAAACUGACUUUGUGUCAUUAGAUGAAAGGUCAUUGUACGAUUCGUAUAAACAAUAUUGUCAAGAAUAUGGUUAUAUGACAGCGUCUAAACGAACAUUCUUGGCAAAUGUCAAAAGUCUUUUAGACGUACAGAAUGGUGUAUAUACAAAGAAAAAUUUUUCUGAGUAA